GCUUGGCCUGAUGGACAGGGGGGCCCCUCCCUCACAGGGAAGUUCUUUCAGAUUUUGGCGAGGGGAGGUUAACCCUCACUUUCUCUGGAUACCCAUCCACUGUUUGCCUCUGUGUUGAAAGCCAUAGAGAUCUUGGUACUGUAUCUUAGAGACCCUCCCACUUCAGACCUUGAACUGUGUGUGUAUGAGAGAGCAAGUGAGUGUAGAGCCUACCUGGCAGAGGUGUGCUGUAAGGAUGUAUGUGUGUCGAAUCGCAGCAGUGCGCAUGAGGUGUGUGUGCGUGCGCACGUUCACGCUGCAGAGGGUAGAGCUGUUGUCGCUGCUACUGCCACUGCUCUUGGCACGACUGGCUCCUGGUGAGGGGGCAAACACAUUCCUUGGCAUCAGCGUAAAGUCUCUCCCACUUAGACAUAUACAUACACACACACAUACACACAAACUAGCUGAACAGCUUUGGUUGUUACCACUGCUGCAUGGUUUGGCUGCAACUGAAGUCUGGAGGGGGGGCUAAUGUUUAGUGCUGGUCAGUCUGGGAUUGCUCUGUCGUUCAGAGCUGUGAAUAGCAUUGGAGGGAUAACAGGCAUCUGAACAUCUGAACUUGGAUAGUACCUAUGUGACUAGUAUGUGAGCUGUGUUCUCGAGGGAGCCUACAGCUGUUCAGUGUUUCUGUUCGCUGAUCUAAAGGAGCUCUGUUUCAGACUCAGAGCCUGGCGGACAUCGUUGACGUUGACGUAUUAUUGAGACACUUUUCCGAGGAGGACCACUGAGAGCAAUGAGUUCCACUCUCCCACGUGAGUGGAGGGACUACAGCCACCUCUGCUCCUGUGCAGAGUGAACUUCUCAGAGUUGUUACGACCUUUGACCUUGACCCUGCGGGACCUGUGCUGCUCAGGAGUAGCCCAUGGGAGCCUCGGUGAUUUGACCCUGCCGUGUGUAAAUCUGCAGGAGGUUUGUACCCAGUGUGAGCUGCAGACAUGAGCGACAUGCAGCCCGUGGAGGGUCCGAUGGGCCCUUCAGAGGGCGCCCAGCACGGCAUGACACUGGCCUUGCGGGACGGAGACCAAAAUGGGAAUGCCUUUGCGGAGUCUUCCUCCUCUUCCUCUUGCUCCCCGUCCUGCCAGAGCGAGUCGUCUCCAGACUCCGUGCGCAGCUCCAGCAGUCUGAGCAGUGGUCGCUCUGACAGUCCCCUGGAUGUUGACAUGCAAGAAUGCACUGAGAGACAGAAGCUCCUAGCUGGCAGCAGUGGCCAUAUUGAGAUCCCCAAAGAAACGCCAGUGCUGGAUCCUGACAACGUGGUUCAGCAGUGUGACUGCUCUGAGUCCAAUGAGAUCUCCGUUUCUGUGUACCUGGAUGCCCGUGACCAUGACGACGACAACACCUGGAACAACAAUGAGAACCUUGCUCUGGUGUUCAUCCAGGAAGACACCCACGGUGACCACGGUGAUAUCCAUGGAAAUCACUAUGGCAACCAGAACGGCAGUCGCAGACGUUACUCUGAGGACUCACCGGCCCCUCUGUGCUCCUCGGAGAAUGACGAUAUUGAUGAUGAUGAUGAUGAUGAUGAAGAUGGCGAUCAGGAGGACUUGUUCCUGUCAGUGAGUUCAGGAGACAUGGUUAUGAGGAGCGUCACCAUCAGCCUGGACGGCUCAGAGCGAGCCCUCAGCAGUGUGUCCGUCCUGGCCGACUCGUCCACCUCCUCCUCCGACGACCACGAGCCCCUGUCCUCACACUCACCCCCACUCACAGAGAAGACCCAGGGUCUGGGAUCAUCUAGUCUCACCACCCCUGCCUGUCCUGAAGGUCUAGCUCUCACAGAGGAUCCGCAGCAGGAGCCUGUGGAUGCUGCUGCUGAGGUGUGCAUGGUGGAUGGGACGGAGAAGGAGAAGGAGAAGGAGGGGGAGGAGGCAGAUGGGGAGGUCCAGGAAGGGACAGCCAAACUCUGUUCCGCCUCAGUAAUGAAUGAAACAAAGGUGGAGGUCCCCAGUGUGCAGGUGAAAGACACCCCUGAGGUCCAGACCUCCACCCCAGUUGUUGCUGUCCAUAAGGCCAAGGCGCAAACUGCAGUGGCUCGGGCCAAACCGGCUUGCCGUGCCACCAAAGCGACGGCAUCUAAGCCUGGCAAGAACGUUGUCAAGAGGUUUCCCAAGCCAGACCUGAAGAAUGUGAAAUCCAAGAUAAUGUCUCUGCCUUCAUCUGCAACAAAAGUGACCAGGAGUGACCAGCAGGCUCGAGGGAAAAACGUUGUUAGCCAGCUAUCUCCAUGCAACGAGAAGAAGCUUCCUGCCACAGCACUCAGACCUGCCCAGAACAAACAGGAAGGACCAGGAGGUGGCGUGAGGAGGCGAUCCUCUUCCUGCCAGGCAAGAGUGGCUGCACCCAAACCAGCUGUGGCCCGCUGGUCCAACCAGAACUCACGAGCAGCUCCACAGCGGACCAGGAGGAAGGCCUUGCUGCUUAACGGCGUCCGACGGAGUUCAGAGGUCAUCUCCAGUGACGACCCCAGAGACAUGGGACUCGUGGAGGAGCCCGUGCCCCAUCCAGAGGAUCAGGAGGAGCGAGCGGAGGGAGCUGGAGAAGCUGCUUCCCCUGAGCGCACUGACGGCCCUGAUUCUGCUGCAGACGCAGCAGUGAAGGAGCAGUCAUCAGAGCUGCAGGGAGAUGGUGACCAGACCGUCUCCUCCAAGCUGGGGCCCAAGACCGGCCUGCCCACCGCCGUUGCCUCCGUCGCCGCUGCCAGGGGUGCCUCUACCACCUCUGCCACCUCUGCCUCGGGGUCCGUGCCAGCGCCUGCCUCCCUGGUGUUGGGUGCCUCUCCUGGGACCGCGGCCGCCUCCAGAGUCAAAGCUGGAGUCGGAACGUCCACCACCUCCGGCCGGGACAGUCGCACUACGACAGGGAAUGUGUCUCCUCCGAGGGGCCGGCAAAUCCAGGCGGCGGGAAUUCCAAAGAUGCGGGUACCCGAGCGGAGUCUCACUUCCUCGCAGCCCGCCCCUCCUGCUUCUUCCUCAAAGUCCCCGAAUCCCCCUGCUCCUGGCAUCACCCGCCUCCCCAGCUCCUCUAAGCUACCCGUCAAGGGCCUAACCACAAGCCUCAGCUCAUCGUCGCUAGGUAGCGCCACCAGUGAGACCAACCCCAUCACCACUGCAAGAGCUCCAAACUCUGCUCCAGGAGCUAAGAUCACACACCCAGAUGAGAAGCCCAGUCGCCCUGCAUCCUCAGUGGGCCCGCCGGUCCCAAACAAGCCCCUCGCCACCAAACUCGUGGGCAUGCGAAACAGGACCACCUCCAUUCCUGGCAAAAGCUCAAUAAUAGGCCUGAAGACUCCUGCGCUGGCCAAGCCGACCCACAGCCCCCUGCAGAGGAGCGCCUCCACCCGCCUCAACAGAGCGUCCGCUGCUGCAAUGGGCCGUGAAGGCAGACGCCUCUCGCAGCAGCCAGACUGGGCUCAGGCUCUCUGCGUCCCCAAUCAGCUCCUGCUGGUGGACAGGAACAAGCUGAAACCGGCAGCUCCAGCUUCAGCUCCAGUGUCUUCUCCAGCAUCUCCUCCGGCUCCAGUGGCAUGCCCUCGGCCAGCAGGGACCCGGGCCAGUGGGCAGCCGGGGCUUCCGCCACCAGCGGGGGAGAAGCCCCUGGGCAUCGCCCACUACCGGCAGCAGUGUGAGGGGAAGAGCCAGUGCAUCCAGCAGCUCCGUAAGCUCCUGCUGUCCGGCAACCGACGCCUGGAGGCUCUCGCCCUGGUCGUCCAGCACGUCUUCGCCGAGCGUGAGGAAGACCUAAAGCAGAAGAGAGAUCUAGCAGGAGAGUUGAGUACCAUCAGACAGGAACUUGUGGGCUCUGUCUCGUGCUGUGAGCGUCUGGAGAAGGAGAAGGAGGAGGCGCGGCUGACGUUUGAGGAGACCCUGCAGACGCUACAGGAGGAGCACCAGAAUGAUCUCACACAGCUGGAGGAGCGGCUCAGGGCCUUCUACUCCGCAGAAUGGGACAAGACCCACCAGGCCUACCAGGAGGAGGCCGACAAGUGCCGGGCACUCAUGCAGCAACAGGUGGAGGAGGUUCGAUCCAAACAAGAGGCUCUCCGGCAGGAACAGGAAGUCAACAACGCCCGGCAGAUGGAGGCUCUCAAACAGCAUUAUGAAACAACCCUCCAGGAGCUUCAGAUGACUCAUGAGCAAAACGUGAAUGCCUUGGACAAGACUCUCAAAGACUCGGAGGCAUCUCUCUCUCGACAGAUUGAGGAGCUGGCAGUGGAGAACAACGAGCUCAAGAUGAAACUCCAAGCCGAAGAGGAACGGAGGAGGAUACUGUCUGAGAAGAGCCAGAAGGAUGCCCACACUCUGUACCUCGAGCAGGAGCUGGAGAGUCUGAAAGUUGUCCUGGAGAUCAAGACUCAGCAGCUUCACCAGCAGGAUAAAAAGAUCAUGCAGAUGGAUAAACUAGUGGAGUCUAAUGUGAAGUUGGAUGAAUACCUUAACAAGGUGCAGCAGGAGAACGAAGACUACAGAGCCAGGAUGGACAAACACCAAGCGCUGUCCAGGCAACUUUCCACAGAGCAGGCCAUGCUGCAGCAGACCUUGCAGAAGGAGUCCAAGGUCAACAAACGUCUGUCUAUGGAGAAUGAAGAGCUCCUGUGGAAGCUGCACAACUGCGACCCGAGCAGCCCGCGCCGCCUCUCGCCAACCUCGCCCUUCCACUCACCCCGAAACUCUGCUGCCUUUCCCACAGCUCCCCUCUCCCCAAGAUAACCCCUGACACCAACCCCAGCCCUGGGCGCCCAAGGCCUCCAAAGACUCUACAACCUCACCCGGACACCUUACACCCCCCUAUUCCUUAAAACUCUCCCGUCUAGAGCUAUCCCAAAAAAACACAACAAACAGAUCCUGAACGGACUUUUGUGACGCCGUUCAUAUCUCUUCUCAUUGUACAGUUUCAGAAAGACUUUAAAGAUUCUAUAACGUGUUCAUCCAAAAUAAAGAGUGGGAGAGAAAAUCGGAGAGAGCCAGAGACAAUGUCGCACGGAUGCACUUAGGGAGCGAGGGACUGCCCCCCCACGCUCUCCCGCCUUUUUUCUCCGACUGAACAAAAGGAGAGGAGGAGAGAGAAGAUGAUGAAGAGAGGAUAUGGUAAACCUCAGGGCUUGUAUAUAGUGUCUUGCCAGUUUUAUUUUUGAAUUAGAUUUUUCAUUUCAGCAGGUUUUGUGUACUGUGUCCAAGCGAUAGGGAUGUUCCUGCUAAUUAGUGAUGUGUGCUUAGAACACUCAAAUCUGAGUAAUUCAAAGGUCCAUAAUCAACCCAUAAUCAGUUUUGUGUUUUGAAAAUCCUCUUUUUAUUUCUCAAAAUGAAUUGGUUUCUUCUGCCCUACAGGAAAUAGACUUUUGAAUCCCUCAGACACAUACAAAAGAAAAUGAAAUUGUGAAGAGUUGCUCAUAAGUAAAAUUGUUUGCUAUCCAACAUCUUUACCUUGUAAUGAGACUGUAGAAUGUACUUCCCUGGGUGUUUUGAUUUCUUUCCAGAAUGUUCUUCAUCCAUAACACUGUGUUAAGGGAAUAAAUCCCUUCCCCUCACCCGGAGUGACCUGCUUUCCACAUUUCUUUUUAUUUUGAACUCAAUAAAUACAGUGCUAUAAAACCUGGAUAAAAACAUA
Clupea harengus (Atlantic herring) is the source of this 5640-nucleotide messenger RNA. It is a transcript of the gene mtus1b, whose product is annotated as microtubule associated tumor suppressor 1b. Lineage: Eukaryota; Metazoa; Chordata; Actinopteri; Clupeiformes; Clupeidae. Gene Ontology annotation, molecular function: microtubule binding. The record is from RefSeq and is a predicted model, not a curated record. Gene Ontology annotation, cellular component: nucleus; cytoplasm.